Molecule: messenger RNA, 2087 nt
Organism: Athene cunicularia (burrowing owl)
Lineage: Eukaryota; Metazoa; Chordata; Aves; Strigiformes; Strigidae
Gene: EAF2
Product: ELL associated factor 2
Exons: 6
Coding region: 596-1291 (231 amino acids)
Biological process (GO): regulation of transcription elongation by RNA polymerase II; positive regulation of DNA-templated transcription
Cellular component (GO): super elongation complex
Molecular function (GO): transcription elongation factor activity
Source: RefSeq, a predicted model, not a curated record
CGGGGGGGAAGGGAGGGAGGAUGAGGGGCAGCGUGGCAAAACUUGGGGAUUUUGGGGUACACCUGGGAACCUAUGGCUGAGGUGCCGGUGUGGGAUUUCGGGAGCAGGGCGUCGCGAGUCAGGUUUCAGUCUCUCCUGAAAGCUGGUGAGGUGGUGGGGAUACAACUGGUAUCCCCGGUACUGCCCCUCGCUACUUUCUGAGUGUUGACUUCAGUUUUUACACCUUUUGCAUCUGGAAUUAACGUCUCGAUGCGGUUCUUCUGAAAACCGAAUUAGUCUGCAGCUCUGGCUUUGCCCUCUUUCCUUGCGCUUCGUUUUUAGAAGUUAAGUACAAUUCAGCAAUCAAAGGUUGAAGGCAGUAUUAAUCACAAAGCUAGUAUACCCUCCCUGAGUACAUAAUUACUAUCUAGAGAGGUGUGUGCUCAACGAUUCUGAGGGUAGCUAGGAAACAAAUGCUCUCAGGAUUAUAGUUCUGGUAAUUUAGGACUGCUGCUUCUGGUUUUGAUGUCUCAUUAUUUAUAGACCGAUCCCCAAGAUUCAGGCUCACGUACACUCUCUGGAGAAUGUCCCGUAUGCUUUCACGCAGUGCAGCGAGAUGGAUGACUUUAAGCCUGCAUCUAUUGAUAUGUCCUGUGAAGGAGACCUUGAAGUUGGCAAAGGUGAACAGGUGACAAUAACACUGCCAAAUAUUGAGGGCUCAACUCCACCAGUGACUGUGUUCAAGGGCUCAAAGAAGCCUUACCUAAAAGAAUGUAUCUUAAUUAUCAACCAUGACACUGGAGAAUGUCGUCUAGAGAAACUUAGUAGCAACAUCACUGUGAAAAAAACCAGAGCUGAAGGAAGCAGUAAAGUCCAGUCUCGCAUAGAGCAGCAACAGCAGCAAAUGAGAAAUGCAACUAAGGUUCCAAACAAUGUUAAAAAUUCUCCAUCAAAAGAAAAGAUGUUUCCGUCUUCUCCUAUGGAUGAUAUUGAACGAGAGCUAAAAGCAGAAGCCAGUAUCAUGGACCAGCUGAGUAGCUCUGACAGUUCAUCUGACUCUAAAAGUUCUUCAUCCUCUUCAUCUAGUAGUGAAAAUAGUUCUAGUGAUUCUGAAGAUGAGGAAAUGAAGCCCUCUCUUCCUAUGUCAAUGCCAUAUUUGCAGCCACAGCCUACUGUGUCUGCCAUACCACAACAGGCUAUCCCUGACAAAGAUGCCAGUCAGAACAGAUCCCAAGAGAGCAGUGGUCAUAUGAUGAAUACACUACGAAAUGACUUGCAGCUGAGUGAAUCUGGAAGCGAUAGUGAUGACUGAACAAAUUUUUGGCCUUAAAUGUAUCACCUUUUUUGCUAAAUGUGUCUUAGCAUCUGUUUUGCACUAAGAUUAGAUUACCAGAGACUGGAAUGAAUGUCCUCGAUUUUGAUAAUAGACAUCCUAAUUUUCUACUGACACAUCACAUCUAUAAUACAGCAGCAUUGAUAUCCUGUCAGUGCUAUGGUUAUGUGUUUAUCUUUCAAAUUACUGUAUUUACAGUAAAAUUGUGUAUGAUCUGAUUUUGAUUAUUUUUGCCUCAGCCACCUGUUUUACUUGAAACUGAUUUGUAACAGCUAGUUACUUUAUAUAAAUAGUCAUGGAAUGGAGAAAUUUCUGAUAUUUAUGGAGGCAAGUUUCCUUCCUAUCAUUUAAAUGCUGAAUGCUGAUCUCACAACUUUUACUUGGAGGGAGUGAAAGGGAGAACAACUAAAUGAGGUCUGCUGUGUCAGCUACACUGUUUGUUCAGUUCACAGUUCAUACCUUUAAGGAAACUGCUGAAUAAUGUGGUCCACUAGUGCAGUUACAGUUUACAAUUGUUCAACACAUUGCUGAAUUCUUAAUUUCAUUGUAUUAUAGGACUUUAUAUCUCUGAGCCUCAAGAUUCCUAAGGGAACUUGUCUAUUCUCUGCCUUUUUUUAUGUAACUUGAAUAGGCUGGUCUUUUUACAACCUUUUUGUAUCUGAAUUUAGAUAACUGCAGAGACAGCAAUGAAUUUCCUUCAUUUAAUUCUGUAACGGAAAUCAGAAAAUUUCUUUGUAGGAAUAUAAAAGUAAUUUAAUAAAGCAAUAUUUAUAAU